Molecule: messenger RNA, 729 nt
Organism: Rotaria sp. Silwood2
Lineage: Eukaryota; Metazoa; Rotifera; Eurotatoria; Philodinida; Philodinidae
Source: the annotation of a GenBank genome assembly
AUGUCCUGGGAGACCAAGGCUGACCCAAAUCAACCAACAUCGGGAGGUGUAACAUCGUUUCAUAAAUUUUCUCAGAUACAAUCAGAUGAAACAGUCCAAAAUGAUGAAAUUGAAAAUACACUAGCUAGUGAAUUUCAAACUGAAGAAGAAGAAGGUGAAGCAACACAACAAGAAGAAGAUGCUGAUACAGCAAAAGGCCAUAUUGAUGAAAUGAUUGAACAACAAGUUAAUGAUGCAAAAGAAAAAGCUGAAGGUGUUAAAAAAGUUUUUCAACAAGAAUAUGUUCCAUUUUCAGUUGUUAAAGCAUCAGAUAAGCCACGUUAUGUUAGAAAUUGUAUUAGCAAAAAAAUUGAACGAUUUACAGCAUUACGUGAAAAUUUAUUUGAACGUGUUUAUUCAAUAAAAGCUCAAUUAGCCCAAAAACUAAUUGAUAUUGGAUAUUUGCAUUAUUCAAAAUUUGGAAAAUUUUGUCCUGUGUCAUUGUAUAAUGGUGAUUGUUAUCCACCACCAUUUGAACCUGAUAAACCUCCUUGUACAGUUGGUGAUGCUAUUCGAUAUAUAUUAGAAAAACAACAUAAUACAAUUCUUGGUAAAGAAAUGCAACAAGUACUUGUUAAAGGUAAUGAAAUAGGACCUGAAACAGCAAUUCGUUGUUUGGAAGUUGCACUUAUGAAUACAAAAUGUGAAACACGAGGGUAUAAAAUUCAAAAAACAAAAACAUUAACUUAA